This is a messenger RNA of Symbiodinium sp. CCMP2592, 336 nucleotides long. The record is from the annotation of a GenBank genome assembly. NCBI's taxonomy places the organism in Eukaryota, Dinophyceae, Suessiales, Symbiodiniaceae.
AUGGGAUAUUCUGCAAUCUUCGGCAAGUACAUCAUGCCAAUAUUCACAAUCCACGCAGCUGGGCAAGCAGAAAAGAUCGUCGCAGUAGGCUUCGUCUCAAGGAGUGAGCUGGCGAAGGAUUACAAAAACGAUGAGUUUUGGGUUCUCAACGAUGCGGAGACCGGUGAGAGCACUCCAGCGAAGGAUCUCGAUGCAGAUAUCUACAACGAGGCUUUCGACAAUGAUGCCCUCACCUACGACAGUCGGAGAAAUCCCUGGGACAAGGGCUGGAAAAGCAACUGUUUCACAUUCUGGUGCACUCCAAGAUGGACUCCGGAUCAGCUGGGCGAGUUUUAA